This is a messenger RNA of Closterium sp. Yama58-4, 357 nucleotides long. The record is from the annotation of a GenBank genome assembly. NCBI's taxonomy places the organism in Eukaryota, Viridiplantae, Streptophyta, Zygnematophyceae, Desmidiales, Closteriaceae.
AAGUUUGAAUGACAACCAACUUAGUGGAAGCCUGCCCAGCAUAUUUGUAACAGAAUCCAUCAGCAUAUUGAACCUUCAAGGAAAUCGAUUGUCGGGCCCUCUUCCCGAUUUUGCACAUUGGAACACAUCUCUUGCAUCCUUGUAUCUAGGAGACAACAACUUUACAGGAUCCAUACCGCAAUCAAUCAGCAUGCUGACUUCACUCAACGCCAUUUCCUUGGCCUUCAACCAGCUAUCAGGGACCUUGCCUGCAUCUAUUACGACCCUCACCAAUCUCGAAGCCAUAGACCUAGCAGGCAACAUCAUCUCAGGACCCUUACCCACUGGUCUCGGGACCCUCUCCAACCUUCGUACCCU